Penicillium atrosanguineum is the source of this 3333-nucleotide messenger RNA. Its product is annotated as glycoside hydrolase family 47 protein. Lineage: Eukaryota; Fungi; Ascomycota; Eurotiomycetes; Eurotiales; Aspergillaceae. The transcript is spliced from 4 exons. The annotation marks the transcript as partial. The record is from RefSeq and is a predicted model, not a curated record. Gene Ontology annotation, molecular function: calcium ion binding; mannosyl-oligosaccharide 1,2-alpha-mannosidase activity. Gene Ontology annotation, cellular component: membrane; endoplasmic reticulum. Gene Ontology annotation, biological process: endoplasmic reticulum mannose trimming; mannose trimming involved in glycoprotein ERAD pathway; carbohydrate metabolic process.
CACCCCCGUCUGCCCUCCUUCCAUGCCCUGUGGCUCGCUCUGGUGAUGCGCACGCGAUGUUGGAGCUUACAGAUGUUCAACCCCCGACACGCGUGCACGAUGGUGGUCUGGGCCAUCCUGCUGUCGCUAUGGCUUACCCUGGCGCACGGGAUGCGGGAUCAUCAAAUUAAAGAGCUCCGGCAAGAAACUGAGCGCAUGUUCUAUCAUGGCUUCGAGAAUUACCUUGACCACGCCUUUCCCGAAGACGAAUUGCGCCCGCUUACUUGUGGCCCCUUGACCCGCGACGACAAGAAUAAUGAGCAUAAUGAUGUCUUGGGGAAUUAUUCCUUGACCUUGAUUGACAGCUUGUCCACUCUGGCCAUCUUGUCUUCGAGUCCUGAGAGUGGUGAGAGGUCUUUUGCACGGUUUCAAAACGGUGUGAAGGAUUUUGUGAGAUUAUAUGGAGAUGGUUCGCCUGGCCCUGGUGGUCAGGGUGAGAGGGCGAGAGGGUUCGAUAUCGAUAGCAAGGUGCAGGUGUUUGAGACUGUUAUUAGAGGACUCGGCGGAUUGCUGAGCGCACACCUGUUUGCCAUUGGCGAACUUCCCAUUGCCGGAUACAAACCCUCGGAACGAGAUGCCGCCUUUGCAGGCGCAUGGGACAAAAACACAUAUUCAACGAAGGACCGUGGUAUCGACUGGGGGAAUGGAUUUUUCUACGAUGGUCAACUCCUUCGAUUGGCUGUUGAUCUGGGAGAUCGUCUCAUGCCGACAUUCUAUUCGGAGACUGGUCUGCCCUACCCCCGAGUGAACUUGCGACACGGUAUUCCUUUCUACGAGAACUCUCCUUUGAACGCGAAGACGAAAAAAUUGAAGGACGCCAAGCAAAAACCAAAGUACUCUUACUUGGCUACUGAUGAAGAAGUCACGGAGACUUGCAGUGCCGGCGCUGGUAGCUUGGUCUUGGAGUUUACUGUUCUGAGUAGACUCACUGGGAAUGGUCGGUAUGAAGAAUUGGCCAAGAGAGCGUUUUGGGCGGUCUGGAGCCAUCGAAGUGAAAUCGGCCUAAUUGGAUUCGGCAUUGAUGCGGAGAGUGGGAAAUGGGUGGGAUCGUACUCCGGGAUUGGCGCUGGAAUUGACAGCUUCUAUGAAUACGCCUUCAAGUCCCACGUUCUCCUCUCCGAGGGAGAGAGGCCACCUUUCGACCCUGAGAGUCCUUGGAGCGUGCUGGAUGAGUACUAUCUGCCGUUGACAGAUGACCAGCACUCCCCGGACUCUUUUCUUCAAGUCUGGGAAGACUCGCAUACCUCGAUCAACCGACAUUUGUAUCGAGGCGAAGGGUAUCAACACCCCCAUCUCGUCGUUGGUGACGUGAUUACUGGUGCCACGCGCGCAUUUUGGAUCGACAGUCUGAGUGCGUACUAUCCUGGUCUGCUUGCUCUGGACGGCAAGGUGGAUGAAGCUAUCCAAAUUCAUCUUUUGACUACUGCAAUUUGGGCACGCUUCUCUGCUCUUCCCGAGCGAUGGAACGUCGCUACUGGUGAUAUCGACGGUGGCCUUUCUUGGUAUGGUGGUCGGCCCGAAUUCAUUGAGUCGACCUACUAUAUCUACCGCGCCACCGAGGAUCCCUGGUAUCUGCAUGUUGGCGAGAUGGUGCUUCGCGACCUGAAGCGACGUUGCUGGACUAAAUGUGGUUGGGCGGGUUUGCGAGAUGUCCAAACCGGCGAGAUGAUCGACCGUAUGGAAAGCUUCUUCCUUGGAGAAACCGCCAAAUACAUGUUCCUCCUGUUCACUCCGGAGCAUCCACUGAACAAAAUCGAUGCUCCGUGGGUUUUUACCACUGAAGGCCAUCCCUUGAUUAUACCGAAGAAGACCACGACUCGGCCCCGCCAAAAGCAACCGUCGCCGCCUCAAAGUGACUUCGAAGGCGUUUGUCAAGCAAUCCAGAGUACAAACUUUGGUGUAUCAUCUACUGCAUCACGCUCAGAUAUUUUCCACGCCGCCAGCUUGGCCCGUUUACAUCUCCGGCCCGGUCGUGGAUAUGGCGGUCCUAUCAUGGAGAACUCCUCUGAUCACCCCAGUGUAUCGGUGUCUGAUCUGUCGUCGCCGACCAACUACACGUUCUACCCUUGGACAUUGCCGCCUCAGCUCGUUCCAUUCGAUGCCACUAGCGCGCCGAUGGCUGUCCGCCCAACCCUCGACAUCUCAUUCCCAUCUCUCCCCGGUGGAGUCAACCUGGGUCCCGGAGCAUUGGAACGAGUUCGAGACGGUAUCUUUAUCAAAACAAUAGGUGGUCUACGAUUAAGUAUGAUUCAAGACGUUCCACUUGCAGGCUCUAUCGGAGCAGAGGAUGACGGAUACCGGGUGCAAGUAGUCAACAACGUGCCUCUAGGAAAGGAUGAGAAGGUAUAUCUCUCGCGCCAGAUCACCUUUGAUGUUGUCGAUCCCUAUGACCCCAACUUUACACGAGUUCGCGACACAGCCAUGCUUGAUCUCGUCGUUGACGUUCUCGCAGAGCCCGAUCGCCGACACAAUGGCUCAGCUACUCCUGGAGCUGAACAGCCUGCAGCAGAGACUUCAGACCGUCAGGAAGAUUCAGAGCUUCACCUCGGCCGCCGCAGACCUGCUCCAUCCGUCGACGAGAGCUCCAUCGUCGACCCGCCCGACUCCACUGUGAGAAGUAUGUUGUCGAACUUGGUUAGCUCGUUUUCGUCUUUACUCCGCGACAACCCUGACGAGAAUGCUCCUGUUCGGUUGAGUCUCCCUGCUGUUCUUCCCACGGGCGUUGGAGCGGCCCCACUCCCCGACGUGGACGACUCGCUCACCCUGUCUAUGUUCAACAACCCAACCACAAGCCGUCUCACAUGGUCAUCGAUCUACUUUGCCGGCGAUCUUUGUCACGAGCGUAUUCUCCGCGAUGUCGUCCAGAACCACGAAGUCCUCGUCAUCAAACGUGGUGGUUGCACAUUUUCUCAGAAACUGCGCAACGUCGCCGCCUACCGGUCCUCGCGCUCGUCCCUUAAGUUGGUAGUCGUCGUCUCAUAUGAUGACGAAAUGCCAACUCCUGAACCAGCAGAGACUUCGGAUGAAGAUCCCGAGGCUCAAUCGAGUGAGAGUUCACCACCGACUUCUUCAUUUGCCGCCCUUCGUGCUGAACCCUAUCUGAUACGGCCCCACCUCGACGAGGCUCAAAUGACUGCUAGCGGUAUCCCGCGCAGUAACCCUGUCAGUCUGCUUAUGGUCGGUGGCGGCGAUGAAACCUAUGCACUUCUGCAAGUUGCGACUGGCAUCGGCAUCAAGAGACGGUAUUCAAUGCGCUCUCGGGGUGUCCCCAUUACAAACCUGUACAUCAUCUAA